Molecule: messenger RNA, 627 nt
Organism: Dinoponera quadriceps
Lineage: Eukaryota; Metazoa; Arthropoda; Insecta; Hymenoptera; Formicidae
Product: ras-related protein Rab-9B-like
Exons: 1
Coding region: 1-627 (208 amino acids)
Biological process (GO): retrograde transport, endosome to Golgi
Cellular component (GO): late endosome; lysosome; phagocytic vesicle
Molecular function (GO): GTP binding; GTPase activity
Source: RefSeq, a predicted model, not a curated record
AUGUCUACGUUGACCAUAGGCAGCAGUUACAGGCUUCGUGACGUUGAAGAUCCUCCAUCCACUUUGCUGAAAAUAGUGGUACUGGGAGACACAGAAGUGGAGAAGUCUUGUCUUGUGAAGGAACCGACGGGAAAAGGGGAAAACGGGAGCAGCAUUCAUACCAUCGGAAUGAAAAUCCUGACCAGGCACAUCAAAAAGAGAAACAAGAAAUAUACGCUACAGAUUUGCAAGAUCAUCGGCAAGAAGACCAUCCAGGAGAUCAGGGUCCCGAAAUCCUGUAUUGGCGCAGACAUCUGUGUGCUGAAUUACAGAGUCGGCGACCCGAUCAGUUUCGCCAAGUUAAGAAUGUGGCGAUAUAUAUUCAAUUACCGGAUAAACAUCAGAGAAGCUGGUAAUGUCCCCUUCGUCGUAAUCGGAGACAAGAGCGACACUCCCGACUUCACGAGACAUGCCUCCACGGAAGAAGUAGGAACUUGGUGCCGGUUGAUGGAUAUUCCCUACUUUGAAACAUCGGCUAAAGAAGACAAUAUCCAAAUGAUACUGGAAACGGUGAUCGACAAAUCGGAGUUACACGAUAACAAGUUUGAGGACUACAAGAAGAGUAUCGUGUUGCCCGUAUUUGUCUAA